Messenger RNA from Xylona heveae TC161, 2352 nucleotides. RefSeq lists its product as hypothetical. Bases 1 to 2352 code for a protein of 783 amino acids. Lineage: Eukaryota; Fungi; Ascomycota; Xylonomycetes; Xylonales; Xylonaceae. The record is from RefSeq and is a predicted model, not a curated record. Gene Ontology annotation, molecular function: RNA binding. The transcript is spliced from 13 exons.
AUGGAUCACCACGCACAUGCUCGGUUCUCUAGCAGCCCCGGCUCAUCUAACGGGAACGCUUCUCAUCAGGCUACCCCUGAGACCAAGUUGACUUCUCUCUCUCCAGAGGAGUCUCGUGGGCUCGUUAACGGGGUACAGAAGGCUAUGCAGCAGGUUGGAGGGCCACCACCAUUUUCUCUUUCCAACGUUCGCACUUCUACCACCAUGAGCUACGGAGGCAUCCAGCCAGCUUUCCACGGCUCGGCCGUCGAGAUGCCAUCCCUCUUUCACCUCGGCAGUCCGGCCAUUAUCAGGGAUCCAUUUGCUUCUGGGCUCACUCGUCCUCGUGUGAACGAGCAUCAGAAACUUUCCCCAACCGCGUCAGCUUUCAUGCCAAGCAAUGUCAAAAAUGUCAAUUUGUCUUCUGUUGAUCAGAAGCCAAGACUCGAGAACAUUGGUAAAGCUCCUCCUAAAGCGAGCUACCUCAACACCACUUCGACUACCGAUAUGAAUGCAACCGACGAUAUGCAUCUCAAGCAGUAUCUCGAUUCAGUCAUCGCUAAGUCUGCUGCAGCCUUGGACUCUGGGCCAGCUCAGCAGCCGAUUGGUACUCGCCGCUCAUCAGUCUCUGACAGCUCCGUUGAAGAGGUUGCUGAAUUUAGCACUGAUGAUGAUAUCACUCGUGCUGUUGUAAUUGAAAACAUUCCUCGCAAAGUUUCUCGCAAGGAGCUUGGCGAGCUCUUCAACGUUGUCCUUUUUCCGAGCCUCAAGGCUCUUCUGUUUGAUGAGCUUCCUACCAACGGAAAGGUCUACCUCGGAUUCACCGACAUUCGUGACAGCGAAAAUGCUUAUGAGAGAGCUCAUCAGCUGCACCCCGAGUGGUCGACUCGUUACUUUGCCACCAGCAAAUUCGCUGACAAGGUUCAACCCGGCGCAGGCGCUCGGGUCUCUCAGUACGAAGGCCAAGUGAUCAUUACUGUUCACUUUCCUGGCGCAAGUUCCGAGUUCAAUCCUGUUACGAUCCAUAAGCUGGUCAGUGACUUGCUUGCAAACUACGGCGAUGUCCGGGUUCUUGAAAAGAUGGGAACUUCACAAGACCCGCCCGUUUCUUACAGAGUAGAGUAUUGUGACACCAAAGCGGCGGGCAGUGCUGUUGUAGCCCUUGACGGGUUCAAGAUCGGGGGCUGCUCCUUGGUUAUUGUUCACCAUGAACCAGACAUUGUGCGAGCGUCUCCUCGUCGUCCAGAGCAGACUGCUCCCACCGUUGCUGGCCGCCAGGCUUCCGAUCUGCGAGAUGCGAUGGAGCAAAUGACCAUCUCUCGCCGUGACCCUGGGGAGGAUUGCAACCCAGAAUAUGGGCGCCCUGCUCCAUAUGCUCAUCUCAGUCCAACUGGGCGCUCCACCUUGUCUCGCGAGGACUACAUGGGACCGCCCUUUGCUAGGUACGGACCAGGCUUUGGAAAUGCGCGCCGCGGUCCCAGCCUAUAUCCUGGCCCGUUUGGACCUCAACUCCACGAUGAAUUCCAUCGAAAUGAGCAGCCUAUGCAUGGUUGGGACCUUUACGGCCCAGGCGCGAUUGGACAGGAGCGUGGGCAGUUUCGUCAACCUUAUUAUGGCCCAAAUCCUUCAACCCCACGCCGAAACUUGCAUAGAAACAGCGGUCGGCAUGACAUGGGUCAUCAUAAUAUCGUUGAUAUUGAACGGAUUCGCCAUGGUCUCGACGUGCGCACCACGAUCAUGUUGCGAAAUAUUCCGAAUAAGAUUGACCAAGCUAUGCUGAAGGAGAUAGUCGAUGAGACUAGCUUUGGAAAAUAUGACUUCAUGUAUCUGCGUAUCGAUUUCGCCAACAACUGCAAUGUUGGCUAUGCGUUUAUCAAUUUCGAGGACCCCUGGUUCAUUAUCGAUUUCGUCAAAGCAAGAGCCGGGCAGCGCUGGAACCGUUUCAACAGCGACAAGGUCGCCGAGGUUUCCUACGCUACAAUUCAAGGAAAAGAUUGUCUCGUCCAGAAAUUCCGUAACAGCAGCGUGAUGCUCGAGCAUCCUUCUUUCCGUCCCAAGAUUUUCCAUACCGGUACUGGGCCAUUGGCUGGCACGGAGGAUACCUUCCCAGGUCCCGACAAUCCUUCAAAGAUGCGCCGCAGCGUCGAAAAUGCCGAACAUGUUGGCCUUUUUGCUCCGCGCGCCGGUCAACAUUUUCGCGAUGAGCAACGCCGCCGUCGUUCCCAGUACGACCGCGGAACUCGCCUUGCUGAAUUGGAGGAAGCAUACGAGCUUGGAGUAGCCGACUCUUUUGAAGACAGCCUUCGCCACCGCAAGAGCUUCCAAGAAGGUUACUACGGACGUCGGUUUGCCCGGAAUGCUCCGACUUAUUAG